This is a messenger RNA of Lathyrus oleraceus (garden pea), 769 nucleotides long. RefSeq names its product glycine-rich protein 23. Lineage: Eukaryota; Viridiplantae; Streptophyta; Magnoliopsida; Fabales; Fabaceae. The transcript has a single exon. Bases 79 to 555 code for a protein of 158 amino acids. The record is from RefSeq and is a predicted model, not a curated record.
AUCUUCUCCUAUAUAAAAGGAGAAACAUCUUGGUUGUUUUAGUAUGCUUUUGAUUGAGAGAAACCGGUGAAGAGAGAUAUGAGUAAGUGGUGCAUUUUGGUGGUUUUGGCUCUUGCUGUAGUUGCAACAAGUGCAAGAAAUGUGCCUGUUGGAGAGGGUGGUUUGAAGGACGAGAAGACCUUUGGUGGGCUUGGUGGUUUUACAGGAGUUGGUAACAAUGGUUUUCCAUUUGGAGGUGCAGGCUUGGGCGGUGGUGGUGACGCUGGUGGUGGUGGACUUGGCGGACUAGGAGGAAUAGGAGGAGUUGGUGCUGGACUCGGUGGAAUAGGAGGUGCUGGACUCGGUGGAAUAGGAGGUGCUGGACUGGGUGAUGCUAGUGGACUAGAUGGUGGUGGCCUCGGUGGACUGGGUGGUUCUGCUGGACUCGGAGGAUUCAGCGGGUUAGGCGGUGGUGGAUUAGGUGGACUAGGUGGUUCUAAUGGAUUGGAUGGAGUCAGCGGACUUGGUGGUGGCGGACUUGGUGGUUCUGGUGGUGGUGUCUUUCCUCAUCCUUGAGUAACAAGAUAAUUACUAUAUAUGGAAUUUACUUUAUUUUAGUAUUAUUAAUAAAAUAAAAGUUAAUUAUAUUGGGUUUUAUUGUUAUCACAAUUGUUUAAUUUUAGUGUUCUAUUAUUAUAUUUUUCACCUACAGAAACUGUGUUAGCUAGUACUAUUUUGUUUUGUUAUGAUGUUUAUGAUGUGUUGUUCUUUCUAAUGUAAUGUAAUUGUA